CGACGUGUGGUAGCCAACCUGAGCCAGCCAAUGGGAAAAGGUCCAGGAGGCGGACCAGGCCGGUGCCAGGGUUGGGUGCGCCGCUGAACGGAUGGCAGAGGGAGCAAAGCGGAUUCCUGAGGAACGCUGGCCAGCUAUUUGAGUGUCAUCUGCUGCUACCCACUGAUGUCAAGAUGACUAAGCUGGGAUUUUUGCGGUUGUCCUAUGAGAAGCAGGACACACUUCUGAAGCUUCUCAUUCUGUCAAUGGCAGCUGUGUUAUCGUUCUCCACUCGUCUAUUUGCUGUCCUGAGAUUUGAAAGUGUCAUCCAUGAGUUUGAUCCAUACUUUAAUUAUCGGACUACCCGGUUCCUGGCUGAAGAGGGAUUUUAUAAAUUCCAUAACUGGUUUGAUGACCGGGCCUGGUACCCUUUGGGACGAAUCAUUGGAGGAACAAUUUAUCCAGGCUUAAUGAUCACUUCUGCUGCAAUCUACCAUGUACUCCAUUUUUUCCACAUCACCAUCGACAUUCGGAAUGUCUGUGUGUUCCUGGCCCCUCUCUUCUCUUCCUUCACCACUAUCGUCACGUACCACCUUACCAAAGAGCUCAAGGACGCAGGGGCUGGGCUUCUUGCUGCUGCCAUGAUUGCUGUAGUUCCUGGGUAUAUCUCCCGAUCUGUGGCUGGCUCCUACGAUAAUGAAGGGAUUGCCAUCUUUUGCAUGCUACUCACCUACUACAUGUGGAUCAAAGCAGUAAAGACUGGUUCCAUCUAUUGGGCGGCCAAGUGUGCCCUUGCUUAUUUCUACAUGGUCUCUUCAUGGGGAGGUUAUGUGUUCUUGAUCAACUUGAUCCCUCUUCAUGUACUGGUGCUGAUGCUCACAGGACGUUUCUCCCAUCGGAUCUACGUGGCCUACUGUACUGUUUACUGCCUGGGCACCAUUCUUUCCAUGCAGAUCUCCUUUGUGGGUUUUCAGCCCGUCCUUUCAUCAGAGCACAUGGCGGCCUUUGGGGUCUUUGGUCUCUGCCAGAUCCAUGCCUUCGUGGAUUAUCUGCGCAGCAAGUUGAAUCCACAGCAGUUUGAAGUUCUUUUCCGAAGUGUCAUCUCCCUGGUAGGCUUUGUCCUUCUCACCGUGGGAGCUCUCCUCAUGCUGACAGGAAAAAUAUCUCCUUGGACGGGGCGUUUCUACUCACUGCUGGAUCCUUCUUAUGCUAAGAACAACAUCCCCAUCAUUGCUUCUGUGUCUGAACACCAGCCCACGACCUGGUCCUCGUACUAUUUUGAUCUUCAGCUUCUGGUCUUCAUGUUUCCAGUUGGUCUCUAUUACUGCUUUAGCAACCUGUCUGAUGCCCGGAUUUUCAUCAUCAUGUAUGGUGUGACCAGCAUGUACUUUUCGGCUGUCAUGGUGCGUCUUAUGCUAGUAUUGGCACCUGUUAUGUGCAUUCUUUCUGGCAUUGGAGUCUCCCAAGUGCUGUCCACUUACAUGAAGAAUUUGGACAUAAGUCGUCCAGACAAGAAGAGCAAGAAGCAACAGGAUUCCACUUACCCUAUUAAGAAUGAAGUGGCAAGUGGGAUGAUACUGGUCAUGGCUUUCUUUCUUAUUACCUACACCUUUCAUUCAACCUGGGUGACCAGUGAGGCCUACUCUUCUCCCUCCAUUGUGCUGUCUGCCCGUGGUGGGGAUGGCAGUAGGAUCAUCUUUGAUGACUUUCGAGAAGCUUACUAUUGGCUUCGUCACAAUACUCCAGAGGAUGCGAAGGUCAUGUCAUGGUGGGAUUAUGGCUACCAAAUUACGGCUAUGGCAAAUCGGACAAUUUUAGUAGACAAUAACACAUGGAAUAAUACCCAUAUCUCUCGAGUAGGACAGGCAAUGGCAUCCACAGAAGAAAAAGCCUAUGAGAUCAUGAGGGAGCUUGAUGUUAGCUAUGUGCUAGUCAUUUUUGGAGGCCUUACUGGGUAUUCCUCUGAUGACAUCAACAAGUUUCUGUGGAUGGUCCGGAUUGGAGGGAGCACAGACACAGGCAAACAUAUUAAGGAACAUGAUUAUUAUACUCCAACUGGGGAAUUCCGUGUGGACCGUGAGGGUUCUCCAGUGCUGCUCAACUGCCUUAUGUACAAGAUGUGUUAUUACCGCUUUGGACAAGUCUAUACAGAAGCCAAGCGUCCACCAGGCUUUGACCGUGUCCGGAAUGCUGAGAUUGGGAAUAAAGACUUUGAACUUGAUGUCCUGGAGGAAGCAUAUACCACAGAACACUGGCUAGUCAGGAUAUAUAAGGUAAAGGACCUGGAUAAUCGAGGCUUGUCACGGACAUAACUGUUACAUCCACCUCUGUCUGAUACGCUUCGCACUGAGCGUCAAAUUUAGGACGCUGAAGAUGUUUUUUUAAAUAUGCAGUUUAUAACAACAGAGCACGAUGGGAUUAGUAUUGUCUGAAAGUUUUGCCCUGGGCAGUAUGGGCUGGGCCAAAUGGAGUGAUUUUUAUAAUUCUGAGCAGGUUACCAAAUGAAAUGUCAUGGCUUUACUUUGGUCAAUUAAAGGGGGGACCUUUUUUUUUAAAA
This is a messenger RNA of Lutra lutra (Eurasian river otter), 2536 nucleotides long. It is a transcript of the gene STT3A, whose product is annotated as STT3 oligosaccharyltransferase complex catalytic subunit A. Gene Ontology annotation, biological process: post-translational protein modification. The record is from RefSeq and is a predicted model, not a curated record. Bases 174 to 2291 code for a protein of 705 amino acids. The transcript is spliced from 18 exons. Gene Ontology annotation, molecular function: dolichyl-diphosphooligosaccharide-protein glycotransferase activity. NCBI's taxonomy places the organism in Eukaryota, Metazoa, Chordata, Mammalia, Carnivora, Mustelidae. Gene Ontology annotation, cellular component: membrane.